AUGGCUCCUGUGAAGAGGACUUCUUUAGCCGGAGGAAAAGAAACUCUCCGACACUUCACCCAUCCUCAUGUCCUAAUCAAGGAAUUAACUUUAGAUCCGACAGUUUAUUCGACUAACAGGUUUGGAUGUGAUGGUUGCGGCAUGGAUGGUUCUGGUGUCAGAUACCACUGCAAGCAAUGUGCUUUCGAUCUGCACGAGGAAUGUGCUACCUGCCCUGAGUAUUUAACUUCUAACUUUCACCUCCAUAAAUUGGAACGUAUAUGGGAGGGACCCGCGGAUGAUUAUGAUCUCUUGCGUCCUUGCCAUGUCUGUGGUGAUCAAGUCAAAGGUCUCUUCUACAAAUGCUCAUCCGGUGCUGAUGACAAGAGCUAUGAUGACGAGGACCAUUACUUCUUCAUCCACCCAACAUGCUCAAAACUUCCAUCCCAAGUAGUUCUCAAGCUUCAAUCAGUUCCAAUUAUUCCUGAUGCCCCAUGUGCAGUCUGUAGAUAUAUUAUUUCUUCUUCUUCGUGGAGUUACAGAAGUGAUCCGCCAUGCAGUCUCAAUGUCCAUCCCCAGUGUGUCACUCUUCCACACGACAAUCAUCAGGCUGGAAGUGGAGCUAGUCGUUCUGCCCUGCAACAAGUGGAGGAUGCUGCUGCGGAUGAGGAAGAAUUGGCUGCUGUUAUGUACGCUGCUAAAAUGAGGGCUAAAACAAAUAAAUUCAUUAUAAAUAAUAUUAGAUAG
Messenger RNA from Papaver somniferum (opium poppy), 726 nucleotides. RefSeq lists its product as uncharacterized. Bases 1 to 726 code for a protein of 241 amino acids. Lineage: Eukaryota; Viridiplantae; Streptophyta; Magnoliopsida; Ranunculales; Papaveraceae. The transcript has a single exon. The record is from RefSeq and is a predicted model, not a curated record.